CGAGCUAACUCGACACUACGAAAAUGCGCAAGAGUCGCGAAUGCCUAGCUCGAUAUUGGAUAUUGAACAUAGAAUUCUGCUAUGGCACUAAAUUCAGCGUUGGUGGUUCGUAAGUAAGUUUAUUGUGGUUCUCUUGUGGUGCCCAUGACUAUGCUAACUCCGCAAUGGAAGAGGACAUUUGGCUCGAAAGCACGAGAACAUAAACAAUGUCGAAUUAUCGAGUAGUAUGAUUGUCGAGCUUGCAAAGCCCGAGGAAUUUGUCCCUGCAAAUGGAACUGAUUCCGGACUUUCGCUUCUUGACGACACAACAUCUUCACGCCGUCAUGAUCCUGCAACGGCACCCAAAGAUAUUGUCCACGAUCUUCAGUCCUUGGGCUCCCAGUUCUCUGCUUCUGCUGAGAUACAUGUAAUGUCCCCCUUCACCAAGGAAGAAGCAAAAGAACGUCCAGCAUGUCAAUACCACUCUCGAAUUUUCCAGCGCCUUGUCUCGGUGGACAUUGUUCACAAGGACCGUGAUAUCCUGGAACGAUAUCUUGUCGAAAGUCCUGGGAGACAAUAUGCCGUAUUCUAUCGUGUUGGGACAGAAUACUUAUCCACGUCCAGAAAUUGCACUUGUUACUCAGUGCACGAUUUCCAUCUAUGACCGAUUGACUGCUUCAAGCUUCCCAGAAAUUGUUAGCUAUGGGUUAUAACCAGGAGGCAGGAUUGGUAGUGUCUGCGAAUUAUAUUCGAGUGAUCAGAGGUGGCCAGGUUUAUUCAAAUCAAUUGAAUAGUUAAAGUUCAAAUCAAAUUCAAUGAUCAAAAUGAUUUCAG
Molecule: messenger RNA, 813 nt
Organism: Sclerotinia trifoliorum
Lineage: Eukaryota; Fungi; Ascomycota; Leotiomycetes; Helotiales; Sclerotiniaceae
Source: the annotation of a GenBank genome assembly